Messenger RNA from Aspergillus thermomutatus, 2295 nucleotides. RefSeq names its product bifunctional anthranilate synthase/indole-3-glycerol-phosphate synthase. Gene Ontology annotation, molecular function: phosphoribosylanthranilate isomerase activity; anthranilate synthase activity; indole-3-glycerol-phosphate synthase activity. The record is from RefSeq and is a predicted model, not a curated record. The transcript has a single exon. Gene Ontology annotation, cellular component: cytosol. Gene Ontology annotation, biological process: L-tryptophan biosynthetic process. NCBI's taxonomy places the organism in Eukaryota, Fungi, Ascomycota, Eurotiomycetes, Eurotiales, Aspergillaceae. The coding region runs from base 1 to 2295 and encodes 764 amino acids.
AUGGCGGGCUCCGAUCUCGUUGACCAUUCUCCCCGCCAUCCCACCAAAGCCGCACAGCUGGCCAGUGCCUCGAAUGUCAUUCUCAUUGACAACUACGAUUCUUUCACCUGGAACGUAUACCAAUAUCUUGUUUUAGAGGGCGCCACCGUCACGGUCUUUCGCAAUGACCAGAUCACCUUGGAAGAGCUGAUUGCCAAGAAGCCGACUCAACUCGUCAUUAGUCCCGGCCCAGGUCAUCCAGAAACAGAUGCUGGCAUCAGCAAUGCGGCGAUUAAGUACUUCGGUGGGAAAAUACCCGUGUUCGGUGUCUGCAUGGGACAGCAAUGUAUGAUCACGUCUUUCGGUGGAAAGGUCGACGUUACCGGUGAAAUCCUGCAUGGCAAGACAUCGGUACUAAAGCAUGACGGCAGAGGUGUCUAUGAAGGCCUGCCUCCUGCGGUUGAAGUGACUAGAUAUCACUCGUUGGCUGGGACGCAUGCGACUAUCCCAGACUGUCUGGAAGUUACAUCUUCUGUCCCAUUGAACGAUGGCAGCGGCAAGGAGGUCAUCAUGGGGAUCAGACACAAGCAAUACGCAGUGGAAGGUGUCCAGUUCCACCCGGAAAGUAUUCUCACGGAGCAUGGCCGCACCAUGUUCAGAAACUUCUUGAAGCUUACAGCCGGGACCUGGGAGGCCAAUGGCAAAUCCUCAUCGGGCUCGGCCAAUGUGAACGGCACCGCAGCAAAGGUAGACAAGAAGACUUCCAUCUUGAAUAAGAUUUAUGAUCACCGGAGAGCAGCCGUUGCUGUUCAGAAAUUGAUUCCAUCCCAACGUCCCGAAGAUCUUCAGGCUGCGUACAACCUCAGCCUUGCACCACCUCAGAUUUCAUUUCCUGCUCGCCUCAGACAAUCCCCCUAUCCACUGUCAUUGAUGGCAGAGAUCAAGCGGGCUUCUCCAUCCAAGGGCAUGAUUGCGGAGACGGCAUGCGCUCCGGCUCAGGCCCGGCAAUAUGCUAAGGCUGGGGCUAGUGUCAUCUCAGUCCUCACUGAGCCAGAAUGGUUCAAAGGCAGCAUCGACGAUCUGCGAGCCGUCCGUCAGAGCCUGGAGGGCUUGCCCAACCGGCCUGCUGUCCUUCGGAAAGAGUUCAUUUUUGACGAAUAUCAAAUCUUGGAGGCACGUCUAGCUGGUGCCGAUACCGUCCUGCUCAUCGUGAAGAUGCUGAGUGUUGAGCUUCUUACGAGGCUUUACAAUUACUCUCGCGGUCUUGGAAUGGAGCCUCUCGUCGAAGUCAACACUCCAGAAGAGAUGAAAAUUGCUGUUGAACUGGGCGCCGAGGUGGUGGGCGUCAACAAUAGGGAUCUGACAAGCUUUGAAGUCGAUCUUGGCACUACGAGUCGGUUGAUGGACCUGGUACCUGAAAGCACCAUCGUUUGUGCUCUCAGUGGUAUCUCUGGACCGAAGGAUGUGGAGGCUUACCAAAAGGAUGGUGUUAAGGCUAUCCUUGUCGGCGAGGCGCUGAUGCGGGCCCCAAACACAUCUGCCUUCGUUGCAGAACUUUUAGGGGGAAACGCAGAAAAUAGCUCCAAGUCGGCACCGAGCUCACGCUUGGUGAAGAUCUGUGGCACUCGCUCGGAAGCGGGUGCACGAGCUGCUGUCGAAGCUGGUGCAGAUCUGGUUGGCAUUAUCCUCGUGGAAGGUCGUAAACGAUGUGUACCCGACGAUGUCGCUCUGCGCAUUGCUCAGGUAGUGAAGUCAACCAAGCGCCCUACUGUCCAGCCUGACCCCACAUCACCCGCCAAUUCUUCUUCUUCUGACUUCUUUGAUCAUUCCGCCCGCGUCCUGCGUCAUCCUACGCGGGCUUUGCUUGUGGGUGUGUUCCAAAAUCAACCAUUGGCUUACAUCCUGGAUAAGCAGCGAAAACUAGGUUUGGACGUCGUGCAGCUGCAUGGGUCAGAGCCCCUCGAAUGGGCCAGCCUAAUCCCGGUGCCCGUCAUUCGUAAAUUUGCCUUGGAUGAGUCUGGUAUCGCACGCAGAGCUUACCACAGCUUGCCUUUGCUCGAUUCCGGUGCAGGUGGCUCUGGUGAGCUUCUUGAUCAGGCGCGUGUUCAGAAGAUCCUUGGUAGCGAUGAUGGGCUACGAGUUAUUCUGGCAGGUGGCUUGGACCCUUGUAAUGUUGUUGACACCAUCAAGAAGCUGGGAGACUCUGGGCACAAAGUGGUUGGGGUUGAUGUGAGUUCUGGCGUGGAAUCUGACGGUUCACAAGAUCCUGCCAAAAUUCACGCUUUUGUGCAAGCUGUGAAAAACUUCGAAGCUUAA